Molecule: messenger RNA, 747 nt
Organism: Phalaenopsis equestris
Lineage: Eukaryota; Viridiplantae; Streptophyta; Magnoliopsida; Asparagales; Orchidaceae
Product: RPM1-interacting protein 4-like
Exons: 2
Source: RefSeq, a predicted model, not a curated record
CUGCAGCAAAAUGCUCGGGUGCCCCAAUUUGGAAAGUGGGAGAAUGAUGGCAGUGUUCCCUAUACACAAUAUUUUGAGAAUGCCCGAAAAGGAAAGAAUGCAACAAAGCUGUUCAAUCCAAAUGAUCCCCUUCAAAAUCCAGAAGCGUUUCAACAGGAGGGUCCUCUAAUUCAUACCUAUCCACCAUCCAGUCAAGGAUCGGCAAAGGCGAAACAUGAGCGACGAAAGAGUCGAGAAGAUGCUGACAGGAACCAAGCUUCAAAAUACACGAGUGCAGAAGCCUUGCCAUCUCACAAGCUUGUCUCAGGUUCACCAAACAGGCGUCAUGAUCAAGGAAAUUUGGGUCAUCCCCCUAGGAAGCAAAGUCAGAGUAAUGUCGAAUCUGAUCACAGCACCGACCGCUCUCCUGUUCAUCCUCAUCUUCAUUACAGAUCAUCAAGCAAAGGUACGAUUUCUUCUCCUUCUAGAGAAAGGAGAUCCUCAUCAGAUAAGCAUGGACUUGCUCCCAACACUCCAGGAAGGACUAAAAUGAAGCCUAGUGAUCGCAACGAUUAUUCGGUUGAUAAAGGCUCGGCUGUGCCAAAAUUUGGUGAAUGGGAUGUGAUGGAUCCUGCAUCAGCUGAUAGCUACAGUUACAUAUUUAACCAAGUGAGGGAGGAGAAACAUAGUGGUUCUACUAAGAUCCCUUCGAAUUCCCGUGAGUCAAAAUCCAACGGUCAAAAGAAAAGGGUCAACUCUGAAUCCACG